GAGAAACAGUCGCUUCUUCCAGCUGAUAUUGAUGUAAGGAAUGUAACUGCAUCAGUACUCUUUUACUCAUCAUGUGCAGAUGGCUCUAAAGAUUGAAAUUGCUGAGACCAAGGUUAUUUUGCUCAAUCUGCUAAUAUGUAUGAUCAUAUUCUACUCUGUGUAUUAUAUGGUCCUGUUCAUUUGUUUCACAGCAUUCAGGCUACAAAUGUUGGAUGGACUGGCACCCUUUGAUUUUAAGACAAACCCUUCAUGGAUUAAUCCAAAUUAUUUAGUUCUUGUGGUGUCACUAGAGAUAACCUACUUCACGUCUGGACUGCUUUUUGUUCUGGUUGUGGAAGAAUGGGUUUGGGAUUAUGCUAUCACUCUUACAGCCAUUCAUAUCGCCAUCACGACAGCUGUGAGGUCUGAAUUCCCUUUGGUGUUGCACUGGUGGGCUGCUUUAGGUUCUGGACUAAUUUCAAUGAUUUGCGUUGGACAAAGCUUGGCAUACUACUUGUUCAAAGACAAUUUUAUUUACCCGGUUCUGGAUUAUUUCUGAAGUAUACAUUUUAUAUACCUCCAUUACAUCUUCCAUGAGUUCUAAACUAAUACUUGAAAUUACAUUUUUUUAAAUAGGGGGUAUUUUUAGCAUGCAGCUUUCAUUUGGUUUGAAUUAUAGACAUUUUUUAACCAGCAUUUUGCUUAUUGUGCCUUUUGGGAGAUGAGGAUAAAAUUUAAUGUUUACAAAUCAAUGUUAAAACCUCUUUGCUCCCUACCUUCUUCAGUAAAGGCUCAUUCUAAAGCAGUAAAAGAAUUGUAGCAUUUCAUACAGAUCUUAACAACAUCUGAACUGGAGACUUUAAAAAACAUAAUAGUAUGAUUUGCCUUUCUAUCAUUGGAAGAUUUUCAUAACAAACUGACGUAUACUGCUAAUAAUAACUUGUAUGAUAUUCUUUUUUGGCAGCACAUUUUAGUGGUGUAGCAUGUCAUUUGUGGAAAGAAACACUGAAAAAAAUCAGGAACAUGUUCAAGCCAAAUUUAAUCACAAUUAAAUCCCACAAAUCUCAGUGAGAGAAAUGUAUAAACAUGCUUAAUUUUCAUGAGCUAAAAUAUUUCUAGCAUAAGAAUGGAGCUUCUCCAAGUACCCUUUGGAAAACAUUUUUUGGAUGCCUAAGAAGAAAAGAUCCAUAACUCCAGGAUAAACCUUAGUCAGUUUAAUACAGCAAAAAGCAGCCUAUUAUGUAGGUAAUACUUUAUUAUAAACUAGCAGGGCACCUGUGCUUCGCUACGCAUACUUCAUCACAGCCUCUCUAUUAACUUUGGAGUGAUA
Molecule: messenger RNA, 1309 nt
Organism: Sphaerodactylus townsendi
Lineage: Eukaryota; Metazoa; Chordata; Lepidosauria; Squamata; Sphaerodactylidae
Gene: TMEM244
Product: transmembrane protein 244
Exons: 6
Coding region: 80-538 (152 amino acids)
Source: RefSeq, a predicted model, not a curated record